AUGGUUCCGAUGUCUUCGUGCAUAACCAGUGCAUGGAGGGGUUUGUGUUUGCAUUUUGCGUUUAUCAAGGUCUUAGAUUUUGUGGACGAACAGCAUUAUCCUUUCGUUGGGGCUAACGCUUUCCACCACCUGUCUGGAAGAGACAGCUAUUUGCACUUCCUCAAUGGGAAUGCAGACUUUGGCUUUGAACGGGGCACUCCGUUUAGGAUGGAGAAUUUUCCCAAGACUGUGAGCGGCGUUGGAGAGAUUGAUUAUGUUACCGCUAACUGUCAGCUGUUGAUUACUCCCCUAAACGAGAGUAAGGAAGUCUAUCAGAAUCCAGAUGCGAGAGUCCCUUGGUCAGAUGUUUUGGUGGUGGGAUGUUACCAAACGGAAGAGUCCGUCUGCCCCAUAUGUUUGGAGGCGCCAAUUUUGCCGCGUAUGGGUCCAUGCGGACACGUCUACUGCUACCUUUGUGUCAGUUGUUACAUUUCUUUUGAAAAUGACACUUCUUCCAAACAAUGUGCCGUUUGUGGGGUUCAAUUGCGAACCAAUGACUUGAGAAGGGUUCGUCUUUUUUCAUCCCAUGUUCCAAAUGUUGGUGACACCGUUCGAUUGGAUCUUAUGCGUCGCCACAAGAGGUCUAUUUUCCCGAUGGUUGCGAGCGAAGUGCAAGGGAGGUUGGAAGGCAGUGGUCGCGAGGCCAACCCUGCCUCGAGAUUUUUGUCCCGCUUGGUAGUGGCCAAACAGGAGGAUAUAGUUGGCCUUGUAGACACAGAUAUAGCCACAAUGAAGGCCUUUUUAGCGGAAGAUCAACUGGAGGAGGCAGACGAAGAAAGGUUCCUCAUCGCAAAGAGGAUCUUGCGCAAACUUGUGGCAGAGAAGAGGAGCAUGGAAGAAGCUACGGUCUUCACCAGGGAUGAGGUUUCUUUCGUCUCAAACGACACUACAGCUGAGGACUACUUCUUUUACUACCAAGAAGUCAGCGGCCAUGACAUCUACCUUCAUAGCAUAAACUGGCGAUGUCUAGUGGAGGACUUUGGUGUCUCCAACUUACCCCAAGAAAUUAAGGGAAAGGUUGUUGAAGUUGAGACUUACACCAUGAGUUCGGCAUUGCGCAGUCGGUAUCGUCAUCUGAGACAUCUGCCUCUGGGACGUACAUUUCAUCUGAUAGAAAUUCAAUUUGAAAAUCCGAUUAUUAGUGCAGAGACCCUUCUUUUGGUGUCUGAUGUGCUUACCAUGCGACAGCAUCGACGUGAACAAAAGGAAGCUCGUGAAAGGAGUCUUACGCGUGCCAAAGAAAAGGCUGAGGAUCUGCUUCUGUCAUUGCCUGCUGAAUCUCGAACAUUGGUCCGAACUUCGUGGACGCAGGUGGUUCCCACUGACGAGGACUUUGUUCCUCUGGACGUCGCUAUGGCAGAGGUGUUGUCGUCGGGACGAUGCCACUCAAGCCCUGUUCUGCAAUCACUAAUGCCAUCGUUCAGCUCUUCUGCUAGUCUAUUGUCCACGGCUGCGGCGACUAAUGGUGUCGAUAUCGACAGAACGGAGUCUCCUGAAAGGGUGAAUGAGACCUCUUCUUGGCUCGAUGUAGCCUCCAGAGGUCAGACGAUGGGGACCUGUAGCACCAUUGCUGCCGAUACUGCCACUGCUUCCGGUGUCCCUGCCGCCACCACCUCCUGCUCCAUGUGGUUCCCAUCACAAAUGGCAUCAUGUACGCUUGACCCCUCCACGUUCGCCCACCACUUGUCCGUUGCCAUCCCCGAAAACGCACAAGAAGCAGUGUCCGCACCGAAGUCGAGACGCAGGAGACGCCGUGCAAAACAAAGCCGAGUAGUUGACUGA
Messenger RNA from Hydatigera taeniaeformis, 1821 nucleotides. Lineage: Eukaryota; Metazoa; Platyhelminthes; Cestoda; Cyclophyllidea; Taeniidae. The record is from the annotation of a GenBank genome assembly.